UAAUUUCUAAUCAGAAGAAAAAAUCUUCUGUCAAUAUGUUUUUCAUAGCUCGGAUUUCUCAUUUGUUUAUACGUCAAAAUUACAAGUAUGAUAGAGCACUUUUGAUUAAAAUUUAAGUUAAAUCCUAAAAAUCCCAUCCCCAUAACUAAACAUGGCAAAACAAGAUGAUGGCCUUUUCUUACUCGAGGUGCUUAUUGACAAAGUGGUGUUUUUGAAGAGUCCAUGUUUUUCAGACAAGGAUUUCAGAACUUGUGUCAAUAUUGAGUGUCCAGCCGUUGAACCAAUGGAAAUUUGUGAUGAUGAUCCUGGGGCUUGCGUCGCUAAAAGCGGUGGUCCCUUUGUAAAAACGUUUAACAAUGGCAAAUCUUGCCUUUUCUCUCUUAAAGAGGCCGAUAUUAGCAAAGCUAUGAGCAAAUUUCCUAUUAAAAUAUCUGUUUAUAAAUCACUUCCCUGCGGCUGCCUACCGACUAAAAUUGUGAUGGGAGAAGCAACUAUUGACAUGACCAAAGAAUUUGUACAAGCACGAAAAAAGUUCUUAGAAGACCCAAAUAAUGUCAGUUAUCAAGCAUUAAAAGAUGCCUUUCGGAUUGUUGGUCCUGACGGAGCGGAAACCGGAGAAAUCGUCAUGUUUUUACGCAUAUCUUGUUUCGGAAAGCUGAUAAUUACCAAAUUUCAAGGUGUAGGCCGCCCACCUAAUCUUGGGGGUGGUGGAGGUGGCGCGAUUGUUGAUAGAUCUUGCAAUCCGCGCAAAGAUUAUCAGACAACACAGGACCCCUGCGCUUGUGGAGCGGCAAGGAGCGCAGGUGGCGGUGGCAGCGCUACUGCUGGUAGUGGUCAGCCUUGCAAUAUGGGUGUAGGAGGUGCUAUAUGCCCACCAGCCCGUGAUCCAUAUAAUAGUAUGCCUUGCGAAGACCCCGAUGAUCCCUGCUAUUGCUCUGGUCCAAAGGGAGCUACUAAACAGCAAAUGGUGUGCAUGAAUACAGACCAAUAUUGUUUACAUGUACCCAAAGGUACACUGCCGAGAUUGCCGCGUUAUCAAGAACUUACUGAAGAACAAAUAAUAGAAAUAAGAAGCAUGUAUCCAGAUGUCACAAGUUCAAUAAAUUCCUCUUCACAAGAUUAUAUUGUUCCCAAGGAACGCCUACAAAAUUGUAAAGAAGUAUCACGGGACAUUGAGGAAAUCAAGAAGAUGGACAAAAAAUCCGCUAUGUCACUUUAUUCCUUGAGUUCCAAAAAACGCAGCGUUUCUUUCUCAGAUACUAUCAGUUAUGCUUCUAAUUUAUACCAAAAGCAAUCGUAUUAUUCCAUUGAUAAAUACAAUAGUUCUAUUAAAAGCCUAAAUACAUUCGGCAAUCGAGAAACUGCAGUUUAUAUGACACUUUAUAAUGAUUUUUCCCGGCGUCGCACUUCUGGGACCCAAGCCACAGCUUCAAUAAACAAAUGUUUACAGGUAAAUACUGAUGAUAAUAUAUUUAUACCAUAUGAGGACAGCAGCAUGUAUUCCCAUUCUAAUUACUGUUCGAGCUGUACUGUUCCUGAAAUGUUAAACCUUGGAAGACGGAGUUGCAAUAGUGGACUUUAUUCAGAAAUUUAUUUCUUUGGAAGAAAAAAGGACGAACCUAGUAAAAUGGGGAUGGGAUUAUCAGGAUCUAAAACAAAACUUCACAGAACAGGUCAAGGAACUGCAGCAUCUGUCAAGAGCGAAAAGGGCGGAUAUCAUCCAAGAGGUACUGCAUGUAUACAAGCUCAAUCCCAGAGUUAUACAACUGGUGCACAAACAAGAUGCAGAGGUGCUUCAAUGGGUACAAGUACCGGCAAAGCUGUUUCAAUAAGGGAUGAGAAACCUGAAAGACCGUGUCCUGCAGUAAUGGGAACUAAGGGAGAUAUGGUUGCAACAGUAUCACAUAUAAGGAUUGGCCCAAGAGAACCGUGUCCUGUACAUGGUAAGGAACCAUGCCAGGGACCAAAGUGUAUUAUUGCAUCGUCUGGUGAAGAUCAAGCACCAGUAAAGGUGACUACUGUUACUAAUCCACGUCGCGGGGUAUUUGAAUUAGUUAUUCGUCGAAUGACAGGUGCGCCGCUCGCCAAAAAUGAGUUAAUGUUAGAGUGGACUCCACCGCCUUCGCGACCUCCUCCUUGUGGAAUACCUUGCCCAGUAGUGUGCGCUUUUCCAGCCAUUUGUCGCCCACAAAAAUGUAAAAUGAUUGUAUGUCGUCCGUCUUCAUGUAAGCCAGUUUGCAAAAAAAAUUGCAGGAAGCCAUGCGGGCCACCAAACUGUAAACCACUUUGUAAGAAAUGCUGCAAACCAUCGUGUUGUAAUAUACCUUGCAGGUCCUGCAGGCCAUGUGGCCGGCCACCGCGCAGCAAGGCUUGUGUCUCUCCGCCACGUUGCCGGCAGUGUCGUUCGCCGCCUCGCUGCAGACCUUGUCGAAUACCGUCUCCUUGCAGACCAUGCUCGCCGUCAAGUUGCGGGGCAUGUCCGUCUCCCCCACGAUGCAGACCAUGUUCAUCGCCACCACGCUGCAGGCCAUGUGCUUCUCCUCCGCGAUGCCAGCCUUGUUCACCAUGUCCUCCAUACCCACGUCGCUGCUGCCAACCACCUGGUCAAACGCCAUGCAAAAGCUCCCCAUGUCUGCGACCAUGCCCUGUUGGCCGUAAGAAAACGCGAAAAGCUCGCAGUCAACCUCGAAUUAAGUCUCAUAAAAAGAGAAUUUCACCAUGCCUUAAUCGUACAAAGGUGUGUGCUGUGGCGCGAUGCCGCAGUGUGCCAGGUCCUUGCAGCGUUUGUUGUUAUUACGCAACGUGUCUACCACGAAAGUGUUGCCACUUGGCUCCCUGCAUUACACCGAAAUGUUGUAGAAGCAGCUGCUCGACAUGAUACAACUUUAACUGCAAGACUGCUGUUUAACGCAAUUAAUAUGUAAUAUUAUAAUUAAUGCCGAAUUGUACAAUGUAACUAUGUGCAGCACCAUGUGCAAACAACUGGUAAAAUGCUCUUUUAUAUAGAGUCCAGACUCUUUUUAUGCGAGUAUUUCUGUAAAGCCAUUGUGCUGUGACGCCAAAAAUAAUAUUGAAUAAAUAAUGUAUUCCUAAAAUAAAUAAUUAGUAAGUUUAUUUUAAGAGUAAUUUAUUAAUGCUGAUCAGUGAUCGUAUUGACUUCAUACAACACUGAUUUAAUUAAAUGUAGAGUCUACUGGAUAUAAUACUAAAAUCUAUGCUACGUUACAAAAUAUACACACAAUUUUCACAUGUCAAACCUAUCAUUGCCAAAUAUGAAAUUAUUUUCUCCACUGACAACCUCCCCUAAAUUCUGGACUCUAAAAUGUGCUGGUAUAAAACAAAACAUUUUAAACAUCUAGCCAAGAAUGGCAUUCGCACUGUCAUUUCCGGUCCAUUCCAUUAUGCCAUUUAAAACUGAUACCUCAAGGCGUUUAUCACACAAAUGGCCUUUACCAUGAGACUAUGAACAGGGCCCUUAAAGAGAAAACACAUUGGGCCGCAUUGCAAUGCAGCUACGAAGCGCGGUGCAACAUUGCAUUAAGUGAUAUAUAUCGCAUCAUGUCACGCUGCUUCGCUAUUUCUAAUGCAGUUUCCCUUAUUGUGAACUGCGGUUUCACUAUAAUAAGUGCACAGAACGACUAAUUGACUAUAUUAAAAUUCAAUAAAGGCUUUUUUUGCAGUUCGGAAUUCAA
This is a messenger RNA of Manduca sexta (tobacco hornworm), 3692 nucleotides long. RefSeq lists its product as uncharacterized. The coding region runs from base 152 to 2878 and encodes 908 amino acids. The transcript is spliced from 3 exons. Lineage: Eukaryota; Metazoa; Arthropoda; Insecta; Lepidoptera; Sphingidae. The record is from RefSeq and is a predicted model, not a curated record.